AAAAAAAGUAAGAGAAAGGGUUGCCUGUUCCGUCUCUCUCCCCUGUUAUCUUCUGUGUGCUCUCCUUCUCCGCCGACUCGAACCCAUCGCCGGCACUCAAAAGCUCUCUUCGCCGACGGCCACAAACACCCACGGUGGACCACCAUCGCCUAAUCUAACCACCCUUCUCAACAGCCCACUUCACCCCCACCCACAUCGUCCUUCAAUAUCCUCUAUUAGCGAUCAAAGCCACCUCGUUCUCAUCCAAUCACAACCAACGAUCACAUCCCUCUGUGACACUAACCACCACAAGCAGCCAUCACUGCUUCUUCUAUCCUUUCUCUUUCAAUUUCUCCGAUCAGCUCACAAGGUACACGUCGGAAGUUCAAACUUUUGGUUCAUGGUUAUGGAUCACUUAAGUUUUAAUGUGGCAGAUUGAAGGACAUUACCUAGUGUUGGUCGUUGUUAAUUGCAGGUUUGGAUGGAUUUGGAUACGGAAAACAGGAUCGCUGCAAUUCUUAUGAAAGAGGCAGCAGAAUUGCGGCGACAAGCUGAGAAGGAGGGUGUGCAAGUUUAUCUUAGGCAGCCCAGUGUUAGGGGUCGGCCGAAUUCACGUUUCCUCACAGCGACUGUUCUUGGUGUACAACAGGCAAAUCGAGCUGUGGAAGUAAAUGAGAUGUGGCGUGUUCGCCAGAAGGAACUAGAGCUGGAUGAUAGGCUCAAAGGGAGAAUGGGAGAUGACAGUAGCAGUGGUAAGAGCCAGAGGGACAGUAGUGACUCCCAAAGGAGUACAAAUAAGAGGCAUUCUCGGAUUGAUACAAAUGUUAGUGAUCCAUGUUCAUCAAGUAAAAGAGUAAUCCAAGAUUCCUAUGCAAGGGAAGAUGAAGCUUUGAAGGAUGAAGAUAUUGAUGAAUUUCUACACUCGAGGGUAAAGCGUGGUAGAGGUGAUGUUGGUUCACGGAUGGAUGAAACUGGUCCUUUCCUUCCCUCUUCUUGCCCAGAUUCCAAGGGAAAGCAGUUAGCAAGCCCUGAUGUGGGGGGUAAUGAAAGAUGGAAACAUCGUGUUGUUCUUGGUCCACAAAAGCCUUCUUCACUGAGGUCUUGUGAAUCUUCUGAAGAGGAUAAGCGGAAGAAAGCAAAGAAAAUGGACUCAAGCAAGCACCACUCGAGGAAACACAAAUCCAAAUCGAAAGAGAAGUCAAGAGACAAGAAGAAGAAAAAGAGGGAGGAAAAAAGAUGUAAACAUCACAAGUAAGGAUUUAUUUGUUUUCUAAUAUCAUGCAGGCUGAUGCACUGUCUCUCCAAGUGGGACUUAACUUGUGUUGGUUUGGAUGAUAGUUCAUGUCUGUACAAUUGAUAAUUAAUGUUAUCAAAGGUGGUUUUUGAUCAUCUCUCUCUCUCUCUCAGUGUUUCAAAUUUAAUGUGAAUACUGUUGAUUGUAGACAAGUGUAUUUUGUGCAGAUCUAGUAAGAAUGGCAUUUAGAUCA
Molecule: messenger RNA, 1466 nt
Organism: Camellia sinensis
Lineage: Eukaryota; Viridiplantae; Streptophyta; Magnoliopsida; Ericales; Theaceae
Source: RefSeq, a predicted model, not a curated record